AUGUAUACCGUUAUCAUACAAGUUUUUUCGGACGAUGGCACGCCUCGUGGUGAUCUCAGCGAAAAGCAAUUCGCCGCGAUCCGAAUGGCACUGAUGCGUAAAUGGCGUGAAAUGUACAGAGACGGAGAAAUGGAUCAAGAGUUGCUUGACGAGAAGAGAAACGGACUCACUAGAGAUCUCAGACAGCAAACACUCGUUCUGAAAGCGAAUGAAAUCCCUGGACUGGUGAAGUUCAUUUACGAUCAGAAUGGUGUCAACAUCUAA
Molecule: messenger RNA, 264 nt
Organism: Caenorhabditis remanei
Lineage: Eukaryota; Metazoa; Nematoda; Chromadorea; Rhabditida; Rhabditidae
Exons: 4
Coding region: 1-264 (87 amino acids)
Source: RefSeq, a predicted model, not a curated record